This is a messenger RNA of Engraulis encrasicolus (European anchovy), 8433 nucleotides long. RefSeq names its product ankyrin 3b (gene ank3b). The record is from RefSeq and is a predicted model, not a curated record. The coding region runs from base 1021 to 7212 and encodes 2063 amino acids. Gene Ontology annotation, molecular function: protein binding. The transcript has 47 exons. Gene Ontology annotation, biological process: signal transduction. Lineage: Eukaryota; Metazoa; Chordata; Actinopteri; Clupeiformes; Engraulidae. Gene Ontology annotation, cellular component: cytoplasm.
AGAGAUAGAUAGAUAGAGAGAGAGAGAGGUGGCACUGGUUCUCCUGCUCUUGCCUCUGCUUAGCCAAUCAAACACAAACAAACCCAGCAACCCACGCCGACUAUCGAUUUGCCAGCACAUGUUAAUUUUCCUCUAGGUUCUUUUCUUUUUCCAACGCUCUGCUUUCCAUUCCUUUCUUUCGUUUUUUAUUUUCUCAACACCCCCCGCUCAUCCCUCCCUCCCUCCCUCUCUCAUCCCCUGUUUUCUGUCGCUCCGCUCGUCUCUCGCUCCUUCUCGGCUGUCGCUCCGAGCCUGACUUGUGGAGCAUGUGGGAGAGCUGAGGCACUUUGUAAAGCCAGCAAGCUGAAAGAGUUGCAGAGAGAGAGAGAGAGAGAGAGAGGGAGAGAGAGAGAGAGAGAGGUGGGGGGGAGAGGGAGAGAGAAGGAGAGGGAAAGGGAGAGAAGUGUGGCUGUGUCGGGUGUUGGUGCGCACUCACGCUCACUCUCACACACACACACACCCUCUGGGUUUCCUCGCGCUCAUUUCUACAUGCGCGCAUGUGUUUGUGACUGUGCAUGUGCAUGUGUGUGUGUGUGUGUGAGAGAGAGGGAGUGUGUGUGAGUGAGUGUGUGUGCGCUCUCGUGUUUGUGGGUGAGCGUCUGUGUGUGCGCUCUCGUGUUUGUGAGUGAGAGCGUGCGCUCUGGUUCCUGUUGGAGAGGCGCGCUUGUGGCUCAGCGCUGGUCCAGACGCUUUCGUCUGUUGUCAUCUGCCUCUUUUGUGCGCACACUUCUCUCUCUCCCUCUCCCUCUCUCUUUUUUCCCUCUCUUUUUCUCUCCGUGAUCUUUUUCCUUUUUUUCCUUUCAUCCAACGGCGUACCCCCCCCCAAUUGACACCUUCAACCCUGCCAGUAUAACGGCAGCAGUAGCAGUAGGUAGCAGCAGCGGUGGUUGCUCGUCCUAACCCCCCACCUUCAUGACGGAUUAACUGGCCACAGAGAACUUUCCGGAGGCUUCCCCAACAUCAUCAUCAUCAUCAACCGAGAUGAGUGAGGAGCACAGGGAUCCCAAGCCUGGCAGCAGCAAGUCCACGCACCGCAAGAAAAAAGGGAAGAAGACGGACAGCAAUGCCAGCUAUCUACGAGCAGCCAGGUCGGGUAACCUGGAGAAGGCCCUGGACUACCUGAAGAAUGGGGUCGACAUUAAUAUCUGCAACCAGAAUGGGUUGAAUGCGCUGCACCUGGCCUCUAAAGAGGGCCACACGGAGGUGGUGUCUGAGCUCAUCAAGCUUGGGGCCUCAGUAGACGCUUCCACAAAGAAAGGGAACACAGCCCUUCACAUAGCCUCACUGGCCGGCCAGGGAGAAGUGGUGAAAGAGUUGGUGACCAACGGGGCCAACGUGAAUGCACAGUCACAGAAUGGCUUCACUCCCCUGUACAUGGCGGCCCAGGAGAACCAUAUGGAGGUGGUGCAGUAUCUCCUGGACAACGGCUCCAGCCAGGGCAUCGCCACUGAGGAUGGCUUCACUCCCCUGGCAGUGGCGCUUCAGCAGGGCCAUGACCAGGUGGUGUCCCUGCUGCUGGAGAACGACACCAAGGGCAAGGUGCGGCUGCCUGCCUUGCACAUCGCUGCCCGCAAGGACGACACCAAGGCGGCUGCCCUGCUCCUGCAGAGCGACCACAACGCCGACGUGGAGUCCAAGAUGAUGGUGAAUAGAACGACUGAGAGCGGCUUCACUCCUCUUCAUAUCGCUGCUCAUUAUGGUAACAUCAACGUGGCAACGCUACUGCUCAAUCGAGGAGCCGCCGUGGACUUUAAAGCCAGGAAUGACAUCACCCCGCUGCAUGUGGCGUCCAAGAGGGGAAAUGCGAACAUGGUCCGCCUGCUGCUGGAGCGAGGCGCCAGGAUCGACGCCAGGACCAAGGACGGCUUGACUCCUCUGCACUGUGCGGCGCGGAGCGGUCAUGAGCAGGUGGUGAUGAUGCUGCUGGAGAGAGGCGCUCCCAUCCUCUCCAAAACCAAGAAUGGCUUAUCUCCACUGCAUAUGGCAACGCAGGGCGACCACCUGAACUGCGUUCAGCUCCUCCUCCACCAUGAUGUGCCGGUGGAUGACGUCACGAAUGACUACCUGACGGCACUGCAUGUGGCGGCCCACUGCGGACACUACAAGGUGGCCAAAGUCAUCGUGGACAAAAAGGCCAACCCCAACGCUAAAGCACUGAAUGGUUUCACGCCGCUCCACAUUGCCUGCAAGAAGAACCGUAUCAAAGUCAUGGAACUACUGCUGAAACACGGAGCAUCCAUCCAGGCUGUGACAGAGUCUGGUCUCACGCCGAUCCAUGUGGCUGCCUUCAUGGGCCAUGAGAACAUUGUGACUCAGUUGACCAAUCACGGAGCCUCGCCAAACACAGCCAACGUGAGGGGAGAGACGGCGCUGCAUAUGGCUGCCAGAGCGGGACAGGCGGACGUGGUCAAGUUCCUGGUGAAGAAUGGGGCCUGUGUGGAGGCCAAGGCCAAGGACGACCAGACGCCGCUGCACAUCGCCAGUCGACUGGGGAAGCCGGACAUAGUGCAGCAGCUGCUCCACCACGGCGCAUCCCCAGACGCCACCACCAACUCCGGCUACACGCCCCUCCACCUGGCCGCCCGCGAGGGGCACAAGGACGUGGCCUCAGUUCUCCUCGACCAGGGGGCCUCGCUAGAGAUCACCACUAAGAAGGGCUUCACGCCCCUGCAUGUGGCAGCCAAAUAUGGGAAGAUCGAGGUGGCCAACCUGCUUCUGCAGAAGAAGGCUCCACCGGAUGCUGCCGGAAAGAGCGGUCUAACCCCCCUGCAUGUGGCAGCUCACUAUGAUAAUCAGAAAGUGGCUCUGCAGCUGCUGGACCAGGGAGCCUCACCGCACGCUGCAGCCAAGAACGGCUACACGCCGCUGCACAUCGCGGCCAAGAAGAACCAGAUGGAGAUCGCCACCACGCUGCUGGAGUACGGCGCGGACACCAACGCGGUGACGAAGCAGGGCAUCAGCCCCGUGCACCUGGCCUCCCAGGAGGGCAACGUGGACAUGGUCACCCUGCUGCUGGCACGCGAUGCCAACCUCAACCUGGGAAACAAGAGUGGGCUGACGCCGCUGCAUCUGGCGGCCCAGGAGGACAAGGUGAACGUGGCAGAGGUACUCUUCAACCACGGAGCCACCCUGGAUCCCGAGACUAAGAUGGGCUACACCCCGCUGCAUGUGGCGUGUCACUAUGGCAACGUGAAGAUGGUGCACUACCUUUUGAAGAACCAGGCUAAAGUCAAUGCCAAGACCAAGAAUGGCUACACUCCUCUCCACCAGGCGGCCCAGCAGGGCCACACUCACAUCAUCAACCUGCUUCUGCAGUAUGGGGCCUCUCCCAACGAGCUCACCAUGAAUGGCAACACGGCUCUGUCCAUCGCCAGGCGGCUGGGCUACAUCUCGGUGGUGGACACGCUCAAGGUCGUCACCGAGGAAACGCUGACCAAGGUGACGGUCACUGAGAAACAUAAGAUGAAUGUCCCGGAAACCAUGAAUGAGGUCUUGGACAUGUCUGACGACGAAGUGCGUAAAGCCAAUGUACCCGAAUUGCUCAAUGAAGACUAUAUUUCAGAUGUUGAUGAAGGUGACGAUGCAAUGACGGGUGAAACGGACAAGUACCUGGGUCCACAGGACCUGCGAGAGCUGGGAGAUGACUCGCUACCCCAGGAGGGUUAUGUGGGCUUCAGCAUCGGUGCGCGGACGGCGAGCCUGCGCUCCUUCAGUUCGGACAGGUCCAACACUCUCAACAGGAGCUCCUUCACUCGCGACAGCAUGAUGAUCGAGGAGAUCUUGGCCCCCACCAAGGACACGCAUCUUGCGUCUGCCAGGGAGCAUGACUCGGACUCCCUGAGGCGCUACAGCUGGACGGCAGACGCCUUGGACAAUGUCAACCUGGUCUCCAGCCCCAUCCACUCAGGGUUCCUGGUGAGCUUCAUGGUGGACGCCCGGGGCGGCUCCAUGCGGGGAAGCCGGCACAACGGUAUGCGCAUCAUCAUCCCGCCGCGCAAGUGCACGGCGCCCACCCGCAUCACCUGCCGCCUGGUGAAGCGCCACAAGCUGGCCUCCCCGCCGCCCAUGGUGGAGGGCGAGGGCCUGGCCAGCCGUCUGGUGGAGGUCGGUCCGGCAGGAGCUCACUUCCUUGGGCCUGUCAUUGUGGAGAUCCCCCAUUUUGGAUCCAUGAGGGGGAAAGAGCGUGAGCUGAUCGUGCUGAGGAGCGAUAAUGGGGAGACGUGGAAGGAGCACCAGUACGACUGCAAGAUAGACAAUCUCAACCAGCUGCUCAACGGCAUGGAUGAAGAGCUGGAGAGCAAUGAGGAGCUGGAGAGGAAGAGGAUCUGCCGCAUCAUCACCAAGGAUUUCCCACAGUACUUUGCGGUGGUGUCACGCAUCCGGCAAGAGAGCAACCAGAUGGGCCCGGAAGGCGGGGUGCUGUCCAACAAGUCCAUGCCGCUGGUCCAGGCCACCUUCCCAGAAGGCGCGCUCACCAAGAAGAUCAGAGUGGGACUGCAGGCCCAGCCGGUGCCAGAUGAGAUGGUGAAGAAGAUCCUUGGCAACAGGGCCACCUUCAGCCCCAUCGUCACCGUGGAGCCGCGCCGCAGGAAGUUCCACAAGCCCAUCACCAUGAUCAUCCCCGUGCCUCCGCUCUCCGGCGAGGGAGUCACCAACGGUUACAAGGGCGACUCCACCCCUUGCCUACGCCUGCUGUGUAGCAUCACUGGUGGCACGUCUCCAGCCCAGUGGGAAGACAUCACUGGGACGACCCCACUCAACUUCAUGAACGACUGUGUGUCCUUCACCACCAACGUCUCAGCCAGGUUUUGGUUGGCAGACUGCCACCAGAUCCCAGAGACAGUGGGCCUGGCCACUCAGCUGUACCGCGACCUCAUCUGCGUGCCCUACAUGGCCAAGUUUGUGGUCUUUGCGAAGAUGAACGACCCUGUGGAGUCCAGCCUGCGCUGCUUCUGCAUGACCGAUGACAAAGUGGACAAGACGCUGGAGCAGCAGGAGAACUUUGAGGAAGUCGCACGCAGCAAAGACAUAGAGGUUUUGGAGGGAAGACCCAUCUACGUGGAUUGCUAUGGCAACCUGGCUCCUUUGACCAAAGCUGGCCAACUGCUGGUUCUGAACUUCUACGCUUUCAAAGAGAACCGUUUGCCAUUCUGCGUCAAGGUUAGAGACAACAGCCAGGAGCCUUGCGGACGGCUGUCCUUCCUGCGAGAAAGCAAGCCUAAGGGUAUCCCACAGACAGCCGUUUGCAAUUUAAAUAUCACACUGCCAGCACUCAAGAAGGAUAUGGAUUCAGAUCCUGAUGAAGAGACUGAAAAACCAGAAAGACGUCACACCUUUGCCUCUCUAGCCUUGCGUAAGCGCUACAGCUAUCUGAGCGAGCCUGCCACGAGCCCUCAGAGCCCUUGUGAGAGGACAGAUUUGCGCAUGGCCAUUGUGGCUGAUCACCUCGGCCUGAGCUGGACAGAGCUGGCCAGGGAAAUGAAUUUCUCUGUGGAAGAAAUCAAUCACAUCCGGGUGGAGAGCCCCAACUCUCUGACCACUCAGAGCUUCAUGCUCCUAAAGAAAUGGGUUCGACGUGAUGGUAAAAAUGCCACAACGGAUGCCUUAACUGCAGCCCUGAAUAAGAUCAAUCGGAUGGAUAUUGUGACAUUGCUGGAAGGGCCAAUAUUUGACUAUGGUUACCACAACAUCGAUCUGGAGAUGCAGAGCCCCACAGAGUUGAACUAUGAGCCCCCCACUCCGCUCCGUCACGAUGAUUUCUUUAGCCUGGACCCCGCUAGUUUAGACCCCUCGCAUAGCAGUACCCCAGUUAGGCCCAGCAACCUCUCCCUGCCAGGAACCCCCGCCAGCCCCAGCAGUGGCAGCCCUUCAUCCAGGGACAACAUCCAGCCGCCCACGGUGGUGGCCGAGGACACCUCCCUGGACAGCCAAGGCGGUGGUGGCUUUGGGGCCCAGGGUCUGGAGGACUUCUCCACGGAAGAGGACAACAUCGCCGCCACGACAGGGCCAGAAGCGCCAGCAGGGCCGCACAGGGGCGGGGGCGGGGGCAGUGCCCCCCUCGGCGAGGCUGAGAGGGAGAAGGAGGCAGUGAUCGCGGCGGUGGCCGCCAUGGCGCGGGAGUCGGACGAAUUGGCGUCCGCGGCGGCAAACCUCCGCCCGCAGGCAGCCGCGGUGGUGGCGGCGGCGGUGGCAGCAGCAGCGGCCGACGUGGAGGCAAGCAUCAGGUCUGGUCAUGCAGAGGAACACAAGAAGGAGAGAGAGAUGGAGGAGAAAUUGGAGGAGGAGGAGGAGGAGGAAGAUGGUGAGAUGACGCAGGAGAAGCUAAAGUCCCUGCUGGGAGACAUUAAACUGGAGGAAGGCUCAGAGGACGAGGAGAUGACGGAGGAGAAGGUGCAGCAGAUCCUCUCACAGGUGCAGCAGGCAGAAAAAGACUUGUCUUCCCUUGCAGGUUGGCCAGACGAGUCCACCAUCGAGGCAGCAGCUGCCGGGGAGAGCUCAUCGGCGGCAGCAGCAGCAGUAGCAUUAGCAACAGAAGGGGCCUCCAAGACACAAGACGACACAGAGGCCACUGAACAACAACAGAAAAGCAGCCAGGAGACCUCUACAGGCGUGAAGCAAAACGGACAGCACAGCACAGCCCCAGAGGAGGCCGCAGAGGAGCCGCAGAGCCAACCCGAACCGACCAGGGCGGCACCAGAGGACAGCUCGGUCGGAACCAGCAGCAAGGAGGCCGAGAGCUCCACUGUGUCUGGAAACCAAGCACAGGCUGGGGCUCGCAGAGCCGUUGACAGCAGCUCUGACGAUGAGCACACCAUCACCACGCGCGUGUUUCGCCGCAGGGUGAUCCUCAAGGGUGACCAGGCCAAAAACAUACCUGGGGAAACCGUGACGGAGGAGCAGUUCACAGAUGAGGACGGAAACAUUGUCACCAGAAAAGUCAUCCGCAAGGUCAUCCGUCGCUCCACCCCCACCGAGGAGGGGGGCAGCAGAACCAAGAGCAAGCGCAAGCGGGGUAAAGGCCGCCAGGCCUCUAAGGCCGAGAACGCCGAAGAGGAACAGGGCAAGGUCCCAGCAGCCGGCCCCGUGCAACAUCACCCUUCCCGAAGAGAGCGGCAAGAGUCCGAAGGAUCUGAGGGAAAGAAGAAGGGCAAGGGGAAAAAAGGUCAAUCAUAACAGUCACAAGCACCACAUGAUUUGAUAUCGUCUCAUAAUUCUUUUCCUGGAAGGGGGAAAUCACUGGAAAUCCGCUGACGGGGAGGCAUCGUCUCUAGUGUCCACAAUCUACAGCUUUUUCACAUUAAAAAAACACACGCAUUGACUUCAGCAAGGAGAAGACGGCAUCUUCUAAGUUCCUUAAACACUUUUCUUUCCGCAUGAGCAUGACAAAGGAGAAAAAAAAUGAAAAUAAUUCUUAAAAGGAGACACUCGUUUCUGUCAAACAACAAUGCAAGAGCGGUAAAAAAAACCCACUCACAACAACACACCCUACAGGUAACGUCAGGUUGGUGGAAGUUUGAGACACUCGCUUCUACAGUCUACUGGUACCGGUGCAUCGUACCAGUAUGGUGCAUCACAAGAAUCUCCACAGCAACGCAAACCCCCUCCCCAAAGCAAUUUUUCCGUGACCAAAGAUGGCACAACUUUUAAGCAGUACCGAUAACAUAGAGAUGGAGAGAUAGAAAGAAAGAGAGAGAGAAAGAGGAGCACUGAAAUCACCUUCAACACUCGCCUUACGUUUGAUCCUUUUUGGACCCAUGAUGUCGGGAUGUAUAAUGCUGUUGGAUUUUAUUUUAUUUUUGUUUUGUUUUCAGUUUCUUCCUUUCUUUUGAGAUUUUUUGUAUAUAAAUUACACUGUAUAAAUUCUUUUGAAAAAAAAAACUAAAAAAAAUAAGUAAGCAAAAAAAGUAAGCUCACAAAUUGUUGAUGCACUGUCAAGAGAGCUUUUCAGAUAUGAUAAAGAUACAAAAAAAUGAAUUGCCAAUGUUGAUUCCAACAAUAAGGAAAGGCUUGGGUCUGACUUGCAAAAUUGUUAGCAACCUGAAUAAAAGAAGUUUGUAAAUGACACAAAAAAGCUAACUUGAUUUUAACAGCAAGCGUUUCUUUCAGUAUAACACUGCAACUAUCCUCAACACGACACAACUUAAAAACAACGGGAACAGCAUUUAGAGGUCUUCUCACACAUACUUUCUCAGAGUAUUAAUAUUUUGAUGCAUGUGAUUCACAAUAUUCUAAUUAUGUUUGUUUGUUUGUUUUCUAAAAAAUACUGCAAAACACUGCAUUGUGAUAUCUCUAAGAGAAGGCAAGAGGUGUGGUUGUCUGUGCAUACAUGUUUCUUCAGCCGUUCAUGUCACAACUUUUUUGUAUGCGAGGAGAAAGAAGACACCAUAACACAUU